Aspergillus lentulus is the source of this 1818-nucleotide messenger RNA. RefSeq lists its product as uncharacterized. The record is from RefSeq and is a predicted model, not a curated record. NCBI's taxonomy places the organism in Eukaryota, Fungi, Ascomycota, Eurotiomycetes, Eurotiales, Aspergillaceae.
AUGACUCCCGAUACGAGCUCGGAUGCAACCACACCGCAGAUCCCCUUGGUAAAAACUUGCCAGAAUUGUGCUCGUGGCAAGAUACGUUGCCUUCGAUCCGCAGAUAGCGGAAGUUGCCAACGAUGUCAACGUUUAGGAAAAGAAUGUGUCUUUCGUCAAGCACGCUCCAAGUCCGAUGGAAGUCGGCGCGACAAGAGAAUUGACAUUCUUGAAGAGAAGGUUGACCGGCUCCUGGCUAGAUCAGAGACGGCUACAUUCAAAAGACAGAUUAAUCAGGCAAGUUCCAUGAUGACCUACUCUCAAAGUAGUGGUGCGAUUAAUACAUCCAAGAAUCAAGCAUAUUCGAGCACAUCGCGGAGUGAAGCGUCUGAGAACCCCAACGCAAAUGAAGAUGUUAUUGACAAAGGCAUUCUGUCCAUGGAGGCAGCAAAUGCUCUAAUCGACACGUACAGAGCAACAAUGAUGCCGAAUUUGCCGUUUGUUAUCAUUCCUUCAGAGCUGAGUACCGAGGAAAUACGUCGAACGAGACCAGCAGUAUUCCUUACAGUCUUGACAGCAGCCUUGUACGAUAACAUGCCUUUGCAGCGUGUGCUAGAAGAACAAGUAAAAGUUGCCAUUAGCGACCGCAUGGUAUUUAAGGGAGAGAUCUCCUUCGAUUUACUCCAGGGUCUUCUGAUAUACCUUGCAUGGAGCCAAUAUCAUUCGCGUCCUCGCCGAUUCUCACAGUAUCUGCAUUUGGCAACCAGCAUCGUUGUCGACCGUCGACUGGACAGAGCUCCUGGCAUGCGGUUGUGGCAAACGAGGGUUGGCAUAGCUGAUAACGACUCAAACCCAGUGUGUUGGGGCCAGGAUGAGCAGAGAGCCGUUAUUGGAUGCUAUUACUUUUCGUCAAGCAUAUCUCGAAUCCUUCAAAAGCUAUCAACCUUUCCACACACGCCAUACAUUGAAGAUUGCUGUCAAUCGCUUGCUCGAAGUCCAACCUGUCCGUCAGACGCACAAUUGCCUCAUAUCGUACAUCUUCAGCGACUUUUCGAAGAUAUUGAUAACCUAUCGCCUCAGAAUGCACCAGAAAUGCAUGCAACAGAUGCUGUCCUCGAACCCCAUUUUCGCAAGAUGAGGGCCGAGCUAGACCAGUUCAGAGCUGAUUCCCUCGCUGCCUUUGCACACAAUCAGUUUAUCGUCAUGCAGUUCCACACAGCAGAGCUAUACCUUUGCCAAAUCACCCUCUUUGACCGGAAAACAUCGAAUGACUCGAUGUACUGGUCAUCGCUCCGCGUCGAAGCUCUAUCAAUGGGACUCGUGGCAGCCAAACAGUUCUUUCAAUUUUAUCUCGCGCUCCCAUUGCGUGCAGAGACUGUUUUCAAUAAUACGCAGUGGGUGCAAGGUGGAUUUUGCUUGACACUAGCUGCAAAGCUCUCUGUCGCCGCGUCAGAUUCCUCGAUCGACCGCCAAGUAGCAAAACUCAGAGACUCAUUAGACGUCUCUGCGAUACUCCAGCAGGUUAUCCUACGCGUCCAAGCGUUAGUCACGCCCCUGGUGGACGCACGGGGUGAAAGAGACGUAUUUUAUCACUAUGAAAAUCGCCUCAAGCGCUUACAGUGGUGGUAUGAAACCCAGAUGACGCAGAUUCCCGUCCAGCGCCAACAUCAUGCUUCUCCAACAGCAAUGGCAUUUAACCCUGUUACCACCGCGGGGCCGUCUCCAGUUCCGGCAGAGGAUUUGCAUGCGCAGUGGCCUAGCAUGUUGCCUGAUGCAACAAUUGAUGAUCUAUUCAAGGAGUGGAAUUCCGACGUAGGCAUUUAUUUUGGCAUCGCGUAA